AUGGAGCAGCCAUUUGUUUUUGUUCAUAUUACCGAUAUUCAUCUUCAAAGAAGGUCUGCUGAGAGCAGCUACAGUUAUUUCCGCCACUUUGUGAAGGACAUUCUUCCCGUCAUUCAGCCGUCGUUGGUGGUUAAUACGGGAGAUAUUACUCAAAGUCAGCAACUCGAUUUGAAAGAGAAUUUAGAGCACGAUGAAUGGGUUUUAUCACGCAAUAGGUAUUCGUCGGUGCUGAAAGAAUUUGGUUGGUUUAAUCAAAGCAAGUGGCUGGAUGUCCGUGGGAACCACGACGCGUUCGUACACUAUCCAGAGCCCCAUCCGUACAAGCUGCACAUGGUUUACGGAGUUGCUGGGAAAUCGUCCGUUUAUUCGCAUACCGUCACGACGUCUUCCGGGAAACUUCGUUUCAUCGGAAUCGACGCGAACGGCCCUCUCUUCCGCCACUUCAACGGGUUCGUCACUCGCGAAAUGCUGGAUGCAUUAGAGCAUCUCUUCCAAAGCGAAUCGUACGACGCACAUCUUCCCUCCUUUCCCAGCCUUCCUACCAUCUUAUUCACUCACUACCCUCUUUUCACCAUGGAUCUGCGUGCACGAUCCUCCCAAAACCAUUCCCUCAAAGACCUCAUAAAGCAGCAUAAACCGCGGUUCUACCUAUGCGGUCACAUGCACUCCGCGUUAGGCGGAAUGAUCACUCGCCAGUUCGACACAAUCGAGGCCGAAUUGUUCGACUUCAAAAUCGCUCAUCAGUUUCGUUUGUACUCCUAUUUCCGCGGGGAACUCUCCUUCAUGACGUACAAUCUCAACAUCGACGACAAGCCAAUCAUCUUAAUCCACUCGCCCACCGUUUCCUUACCUCCUUUCUCUCAUCUAGGACCAUCGAUUCCAGCAGAAUUCCCGAAAUGA
Blastocystis hominis is the source of this 900-nucleotide messenger RNA. RefSeq lists its product as hypothetical. Lineage: Eukaryota; Bigyra; Opalinata; Blastocystidae. The coding region runs from base 1 to 900 and encodes 299 amino acids. The record is from RefSeq and is a predicted model, not a curated record. Gene Ontology annotation, molecular function: hydrolase activity. The transcript has 4 exons.